GCACCUGUGGUUUGUGUCCAGCCAAAAAGAUCAACAAGCAACAGCUGGUCAUUCUUGAACAAUGCCGCUAAAGCCAGAAAACGUUAAUAAUUCCAUCCCUGCUCUGGGGUCAGCAUCGAACCGCGUUAGCGGACAAAGAUGAAGAUUUCAAUCAUCUUGUGUUUGAUGAUGGUCGCUGUGUGUGUCCUAGGAGAAAAGGACAUACUCGAGAGAGAAAAGAAGGAUUUGGAGGAAAAGGAGGUAGCCAUCAUUGAAAAGGUGCAACCAAGUUUACUAAUAAAGCGAGUAAGACGGUCAAACCACCAGGCCCUCGAGGAGUGGAAGAAAAGAUGGCGGUCAACUUAUGCAAAAAUUGUUAAAGACCAUAAGGCAAAACGGGCAAAAGAAGCAGCAGAAACACUGAAAAGGGUCAAACUAGCAGCAGAAAAAGUGAAAAAGGCAAAACAAGCAGCAAAAAGAAAGCAACUCAUUGCACAAGCCAAGCAUAAAGCCAGGAAACACCACAAACGAAAAAGGUUAUCACACAAACAGAGAAUGAAAAUGCUACAGAAAUGGCGGAAAUGGCGAAAAGCAAAGGCGCUGAAGGCAAAGAAGAUAAGAGAAGCGAAGUUGAGAAAAGCGAAGCAGGGAAAUCCUUAAGAGGCAAAUGGCGAAAGAUAUAUCAGAUAAAUUCGCUCUGCAAAUAAAACACGAGUAUUAACGCACUCGAUUUUGUCCUAA
This is a messenger RNA of Gigantopelta aegis, 720 nucleotides long. RefSeq lists its product as uncharacterized. NCBI's taxonomy places the organism in Eukaryota, Metazoa, Mollusca, Gastropoda, Neomphalida, Peltospiridae. The transcript has 4 exons. The record is from RefSeq and is a predicted model, not a curated record. Bases 139 to 639 code for a protein of 166 amino acids.